Molecule: messenger RNA, 1065 nt
Organism: Triticum dicoccoides
Lineage: Eukaryota; Viridiplantae; Streptophyta; Magnoliopsida; Poales; Poaceae
Product: 65-kDa microtubule-associated protein 5-like
Exons: 3
Coding region: 14-400 (128 amino acids)
Biological process (GO): microtubule cytoskeleton organization
Cellular component (GO): spindle; cytoplasm
Molecular function (GO): microtubule binding
Source: RefSeq, a predicted model, not a curated record
AUUGUUUGUCCUGAUGUGUUUUCAGAAUCUCAUACUGCAAAGGAUUGAUGGUCAGAUCAAGUGUAUUAAUGAAAUGUGCAACAUGAUGUCUCUUGAUCUUAAGAAGACAUUAUAUGAAGUUCAUCCCAGCUUUGUUGAAUUGGAAAGAAUCAAAUCCAUGAGUAUAAGUGAUAGCACACUUGAUAGGCUUGCAGGAAAAAUUCAUGCACUAAAUCAAGAAAAGAAACAGAGGCUCCGGAAGCUACAAGAUCAUGGAAGCACACUCAUUGAGUUAUGGAGUCUAAUAGACACACCAUUAGAUGAACAGAAAUGCUUUGAUCAUGUUACUUCUUUGAUUUCAGUCUCACAAAAUACAGCGAUGCCCCAAGGAUGCCUUGCACAUGACCUUAUUAAGAAGUAAUUGUCAUGUGAAAUUCCUUUCCCCCGUUGUUUGGGUAGAGGUUGAGGUCAAGAGACUGAAGCAUUUGAAAGCUCGCAAAAUGGAAGAGCUUGUCUUAAAGAAAAUGACUGAGCUUGAAGAAAUCUACAAAAGUGUUCACAUGUACAUUGACAGCAAUCAUGAGUGGCAGAUUCUCACUGAACUUAUUGAUUCUGGUUCACUUCUUUCCCAUGCUUUUCAUCCUGAAGAUACAUAACUGAAGUUAUUAUAUACAGUUUUGUUUCCAUUAAGAACUACCCGAUGCAUGAGCUAACUGGUGCUCCUUAGUUAUAUAAGGUUGCUGUUUCUGUCUCAUCUUAAAAUUCUGUGAAUUUCUUAGUCAAAUUCAAUGGUAGGUUCUGCAACUGUCUUUCAACUUUGUGCCUUCUAAGUAUCAGCUUGAAUAUUUAGGCAGAUCAAUUUGGAUACAAAAAUUGAAUAAGCUCUUAUGAAAACUAAAAGGGAAAAAAUAUUGCAACUUUGCAAGUCAUUGCGUCUCUCCUUCAAAGGACGAUUGCACAUUCAUGCUCUAGGAUUUUUUUUACUGAGCUCACGGUUGUGAACUCUAUAUUUCCAUUUCUUUGGUAGUGAUAUUUGGUUAAGCUGGAGGUCCUAGCUAUAGAACAUCAACAGUGUAAAGUAUAUGC